GCGAACAUAUGAUAUCAUACUUCACCAUCUUAUAAGGGGUAGAAGAAUGAAUGAAGCUUAUUCGGUGUUUCAGAAAAUGAGCGAUGAUCCUGGUUGUGAACCAACUAUUAGCACAUACGAGAUAAUGGUAAGGAUGUUCUGCAAUGAGGAUCGGAUAGAUAUGGCGCUAAGGGUGUGGGAUCAGAUGAAAGCGAAGGGUGUUCUACCUGGAAUGCAUUCGUUUUCCACGUUGAUUAACAGCUUUUGUCGCGAGAAUAGAUUGGAAGAUGCUUGCGGAUACUUUCAAGAAAUGCUCGAUAUGGGGAUGAGACCUCCAGUUCCUAUGUUUGAUAAUCUAAAACGCGCACUUCUUGACGAGGGAAAAGAGGAAACUGUUAAAGCUUUGUGGCAGAAAGUUGAGAAACUCAGGAAAAGUCCUUUAGUUGGAUAAUGUAGUAGUAGUAGUAGUACUAAUAUUUCGCAAUGGAAAUUUGUUGUAUCGUCAGUGAGGAUUCAUAUAGUCGACCCAACUUUGGUAUGAGACUAAGCUGUAUUGAUUGUUUAUGUUUCUUCUUGAAUAUUGUCAUUCGACGCUCUUCUAAGUGCCUCGGUCUACAGCAUCAAC
Capsicum annuum is the source of this 604-nucleotide messenger RNA. RefSeq names its product pentatricopeptide repeat-containing protein At1g71060, mitochondrial. The record is from RefSeq and is a predicted model, not a curated record. Lineage: Eukaryota; Viridiplantae; Streptophyta; Magnoliopsida; Solanales; Solanaceae. Gene Ontology annotation, molecular function: protein binding.